CAAUAUUUGUGCAUUUUCACAAACACUGGCUGGAAAACGACAAAGUUUUCGCAACUCGUGGGGGGCGUGUAUGGUGGCAGCAGGAUUUGUACAACCUACUUCCUGUGUCGCUUGCCUGCUCCAUCCAAAUGCGAUUUGGGGUGAAGCCAGACCGACCCAACUUUUUAGAAAGCGUUAGGUCGCGGUACAGCAGUUCAACUUACAAGGUUCCAAGCGAUUCAGAAAAUUCGUCAAACGACGAGUAUGAAGAAGAGGAAGUGUUUGCGAGUUCUGAUUCAGAAGACUCAUUCAUCUAUGGCUCGGAGUCGGAAAUCCCGGUGAAGAGAAA
Acaulospora colombiana is the source of this 328-nucleotide messenger RNA. Lineage: Eukaryota; Fungi; Glomeromycota; Glomeromycetes; Diversisporales; Acaulosporaceae. The record is from the annotation of a GenBank genome assembly.